Messenger RNA from Bufo bufo (common toad), 7263 nucleotides. It is a transcript of the gene MPDZ, whose product is annotated as multiple PDZ domain crumbs cell polarity complex component. The transcript is spliced from 50 exons. The coding region runs from base 180 to 6683 and encodes 2167 amino acids. The record is from RefSeq and is a predicted model, not a curated record. Gene Ontology annotation, molecular function: protein binding. NCBI's taxonomy places the organism in Eukaryota, Metazoa, Chordata, Amphibia, Anura, Bufonidae.
UCCCCCCGCCGGCCGGCCCCCACUGCCCAUGACGACAGAGCGCAGCUAGCGAGGUGACGUCACGAGCGUGGACCGCAAGCGGCCUCCGGACAGUGCGCUGUUAUGUCGUGACGGGGGCCGGCGACACAAGUGGAGGACACGACCGGACAGCUCGCGACAACAGGAAACAUCUGAAAACCAUGUUGGAAACUAUUGACACUCAUCGUGCCUUGCAGGCAGUAGACCGCCUGCAGGUCAAGGUUCGAGAUCGUGGCGAUGCAGCAAAUGAGGAAAAGUUGUGUUUAUUAAAAUCUGUCUUACAAAGUCCUCUCUUCAACCAAAUUUUAAGCUUACAGUCUUCAAUUCACCACAUAAGAGAACAGGUGAAUGCCACACCAACUGGAUCAUCAGGAACAGAAUUUGCACAGAUCUCUCCAUUUGGAUCAAGCUCUCUUUCAACACAGACUGAGCCCUACCCAUUGGCCCAGCAGAAUGGUAGUCAAUUUAACUCUGAGGAAACUUUUGUACCAUCUUCAUUUCCUCAGAUCAACGGCAAACAGGCUAAUGAGGAUUUUGACCAAAUUGUCAAACGGAUGGCUCAAAGUCGUCAGAUGGAAACACUGGACCUGGAUAAACCUGCAAGCGAUAGCCUUGGGUUUAGUGUUGUUGGCCUUAAGAGUGAGAACCGAGGAGAACUUGGGAUAUUUGUACAGGACAUUCAAGAUGGAGGUGUUGCUCAUAGGGAUGGACGGUUGAAGGAAUUUGAUCAGAUUCUCUCCAUUAACGGUCAACCUCUUGAUCAAACAAUUACACAUCACCAAGCUAUUCACUUACUGCAGCGGGCAAAGGAUUAUGUGCAGCUGGUGAUUGCAAGAGGCCCAUUACCCCAACUAGCUAGUCCUGUGGUAUCUCGCACGCCGUCUGAUGCCAGCACCGUGUCGGCACUUUCAAGUCCUAUGAACUGGCAGCAUGUGGAGACUAUAGAACUGGUAAAUGACGGCUCAGGUUUGGGCUUUGGAAUUGUUGGAGGAAAAUCAACUGGAGUUAUAGUCAAAACCAUUCUACCUGGAGGAGUCGCAGACCAGCAUGGUAGGCUGUGCAGUGGGGACCAUAUAUUAAAAAUAGGUGACACAGAUCUUGCUGGAAUGGGCAGUGAACAGGUUGCCCAGGUUUUGAGGCAGUGUGGAAACCGUGUAAAGCUGGUUGUUGCCAGAGGCUCUUUGGGGGAUCCGACCUCAGUGGUCUCUACUGGGAUUCAGACGCCUCCAUUAACAACUUCUACACCGGAACUGCAGGCUAAUGUUGGAAUGUUAAAAAGAGAUACAGGCAGUGAAACCUUUGACGUCAAACUAUCCAAGAAUGCUCAGGGCUUAGGAAUAACUAUUGCCGGUUAUGUUGGUGACAAAAAUGCAGAGCCCUCUGGUAUUUUUGUGAAAAGCAUUACGAAAGGCAGUGCCGUGGAGCAGGAUGGAAGGAUCCAUGUUGGCGAUCAGAUCAUUGCUGUUGAUGGAACCAAUCUCCAGGGUUACACCAACCAGCAAGCUGUGGAAGUCUUGCGUCACACAGGGCAGACUGUCCACCUAACAUUAAUUCGGAGGGGACAAAAACAAGAUGUCAUCUGUCAUCAAACUGAAGAAUGUGGCAGAUCAAUUGACCAAACUGUGGCAUUAGAAAAUGUAGAGGAUGACCAAGAAAAUAGGACUCCACUGCUAUCAUCAGUGAUCAGUACCACUGCCAAGCAGCCUGCAUCAAAAGGAAAAAGCGGACAAACAGAAGAUGAAUGUAUCCCGACCUUAACUGAGGAAGAUGCUCUCAGAAACAAGUGGCAAAGAAUUAUGGGUGACAAUUAUGAGAUCGUGGUUGCACAUGUUAACAAGUUCAGUGAAAGCAGUGGCCUGGGCAUAAGCCUUGAAGCUUCUGGUGGUCAUCAUUUCCUGAGAUCUAUAUUACCAGAAGGUGCUGUUGGACGAAGUGGAAAACUCUACAGUGGGGAUGAAUUGCUGGAAGUAAAUGAAAUCACUCUCCUGGGCCAAAAUCAUAAAGAUGUGGUGAAUAUCUUAAAGGAACUGCCAAUUGGCGUGACUAUGGUAUGCUGUCGCCCAGUACAACAGGAUGCCAGCCCACUUAAUGCUGAAGAACCAUGCGUUUCUGAACAAGACAUUCAUCUCAUUGAUAAGGAGGAUGAGUUUUCUAAUACCCAGUUAUCCACACUCUGGAAAAUACAAGAAGAUGAUCCUUUAAUUCCUAGUCUCAUAUGCAGCAAUGAAUCCCAGCUUCAAAUCGACUUUGGCGGUACCAUCGGCUCCUCGGAAACUGAUGACUUAAUCAUGGCGCAAGGUGACGAAAGUCCAAGCGUUGAAGAUACACCCGGAUCACCCUUAGCAAUGUGGGAGACUGAAAUUCAGAACAUUGAACUUGAGAAGGGAAGCCUAGGGCUUGGUUUCAGUAUAUUGGAUUAUCAGGAUCCCAUUGACCCAGCGAGCACAGUGAUCGUCAUCCGGUCUCUAGUGCCUGGAGGAGUUGCAGAGCUAGAUGGCCGACUUUUGCCUGGUGACCGCCUGAUGUUCGUCAAUGACAUCAAUCUGGAACAUGCCAGCCUGGAGGAGGCUGUUCAGGCACUUAAAGGUGCCCCAACAGGAACAGUUAACAUUGGCGUUGCCAAACCUCUGCCACUAUCCCCUGAAGAAGGCUAUAUCUCUGCUAAGGAUGACUCUGCUUUCUACACUGCACACUCAUAUGAUGAGGAAGGGUCCAGUGAUGCUCCUCUUUUCCAUGCUGAGCUAGCUCUGGUGGAGACCAAUGAUGCUGACCUACCAGGAGAAUGUAGUUUAGAAUCUCGCUUUCCUCUUGAUGAUGAUGACCGCUCCCUUCAGACUUCUAUGUUAGCCUUGCAUGGCAGUGCCUGUAAUGAUGACCUCCUUAAUGUCUUCAGCGAUUGUUCCUUGCAGGAUGUCUCUAAGGAAGAUGAGAGCUUUCAUUCAGCACCGGAAGUCCAAACUGGAAAGCUAGCUCUUCAAAAGUCCACUCCAACGUCUGAACUUUGGGCUACAUCAGCAACGGUUCUGGAUUUUAAGUUGCCUGCCAAAGAUUUAUAUAACCUUAAUCUUAGCCCAGCAGAAGAUGCUAAAAAAACUGGAAUCAAUAUUGGUGGUUCUUCUGAUUUUAAGGAGCCUUCAGGAGAUGGUGGUCUUGACAAGCGGUUUGAAUGCACAUCAUCUGGAUUUGGAUCUGAAAUGCAAUCAUCUGGUUCAUGGGCUCAGUUAAAGACCCAUGGAACCUCCACCACUGCUGUCCUUCCUGACUCUCUCUUAAAGGCUGCUGGAUAUUCAUCUGGGAGAGAAUGCACCGAAGCCAGUGAAGAUAGUAACACCAAAACUGUCAUUAAAAACACCUUUGAGAAAACAAUUACUGUAACCAGAGGAAACUGCAGCCUCGGUAUGACUGUAAGCGCUAAUAAAGAUGGCGCCGGCAUGAUUGUCCGCAGUGUUAUAAAUGGAGGCUCAAUAAGUCGUGAUGGUAGAAUUCGUGUUGGAGACUGUAUACUGGCAAUCAAUGAUGAGUCUACUGCCAACCUGACCAAUGCCCAGGCACGGGCUAUGCUGCGAAGGCAUUCCUUACUCGGCCCUGAUCUAAGAUCUUCUCCCGCUCCUGCUGAUGAUCAGGCCCCAUAUUAUGUCAUUACAUAUGUUCCAAGUGAGAAUUUGGAAGAAUAUCGAGCAAGUGUGGGGCAGCUGAAGGAAGGAACUGUGCCACUAGAUGUAUUUACUGCCCAGAACAAUAGUGAUGCCCCAGAGCUGCCUGAGCGUGAAGAGGGAGAAGGGGAGGAAAGUGAACUGGAACAUACUGCAUUCAGCAACUGGAAUAAUCCAAGAAGGAUUGAGCUUUGGAGAGAGCCUGGGAAAUCACUGGGGAUCAGCAUCGUUGGUGGCAGAGGCAUGGGGAGUCGCUUAAGCAAUGGGGAAGUAAUGAGAGGAAUCUUCAUCAAACAUAUUCUAGAGGACAGUCCGGCAGGGAAGAAUGGAACCCUGAAAACUGGAGAUAGGAUUGUGGAGGUGGAUGGCACUGACCUCAGAGACGCUAGUCAUGAGCAGGCAGUAGAGGCAAUAAGAAGAGCUGGAAAUCCUGUCAUCUUUGUGGUUCAGAGUAUCAUCAGCAGACCCAGACCUGAAUCUCUGUAUUGCUCUCCAUCUGCCUCUGCUUUCAGGGGGCAACCGCAUACUAACCCCUUCUCUCACAACUCCUCCAAGAAACAAAGCUCACCUUUACAGAGCACCUUUGGUACUAAACCUCUCUUCAGAUGCACUAACCCAUUUGCUGAUCCUUCUCAGUUCUCCACUAACAAGGCAUCUAGUAACUCGGAUUCAGACUCGGAAAAGGCAACCCUUUCCAGUGUAGUUACUGCACCACUGACCUCAAUGAGUUCUGACAGUGCUCAGCUAGGCACUACUACUUUCAACGGAGAUCCCGAAAAAGAAGACGAGUUUGGCUACAGCUGGCGAAAGAUAUCACAGCGGUAUGGAAACCUGCCAGGAGAGUUGCAUAUGAUAGAGUUGGAGAAAGGGAAGACUGGAUUGGGCCUGAGCCUUGCUGGAAACAAAGACCGAUCACGAAUGAGCGUCUUCAUCGUGGGGAUUGAUCCAAAUGGAGCAGCUGGCAAAGAUGGCCGGUUGCAGAUUGCCGAUGAGUUAUUAGAGAUUAAUGGGCAAAUAUUAUAUGGAAGAAGUCAUCAGAAUGCCUCAUCUAUCAUCAAAUGUGCACCAUCUGAAGUUAAAAUAAUCUUUAUCAGGAAUAAAGACGCUGUAAGCCAAAUGGCGGUGUGCCCCGUGAAAACGGCUGAGCUGUGCCCUUCCAACUCUUCCGCUUUUCCAAGUCAAGAGAAUGAUGAGAACGUUUCCACUCCAAUGAAUUUCAGCUCCUUUAAAAAUGUCAUCCAUGUGAAUUUGCCAAAGGACCAAGGGGGCCUAGGCAUUGCCAUCAGUGAAGAGGAUACGGUUAAUGGAGUAGUUAUUAAAAGUUUAACUGAUUAUGGUGCAGCAGCGAAGGAUGGGCAAAUUAAAGUGGGCGACUGUAUCUUGGCCGUAGAUGAUGAACCAGUGGUGGGUCACCCUAUUGAGAAGGUUGUUGGUCUUCUUAAGAAAUCAAAAACGAAUGUGAAGUUGACAAUAAGUUCUGAUGAAAAAGACACCCACCAAAACCAUGUUUUACCGCUGUCUACAUUCACCUCCGGUGUUGCUGAGAAAAGAAGCAGCCAGCCGUGUCUACCACAUAUCAGCCUUUCGGAGCCAGAAGCUGUUCAUAAUGCUAGUCGGUCAUCAACUCCAGCUACAUUUCCUUCCGAUCCAACCACUUGUCCAAUUAUACCUGGAUGUGAAACAACAAUUGAAAUAUCCAAAGGGAGAACAGGUCUGGGACUUAGCAUUGUUGGAGGUGCAGACACUUUGCUGGGUGCCAUUAUAAUUCAUGAAGUAUAUGAAGAAGGUGCAGCUUCCAAAGAUGGGCGGUUGUGGGCUGGUGACCAGAUUUUAGAGGUCAAUGGUAUUGAUCUAAGAAAUGCCACACAUGAUGAAGCCAUAAAUGUGCUGAGACAGACACCACAAAAAGUCCGCCUGAGCGUAUACCGGGACGAGGCUCAGUAUAAGGAAGAGGAUAUGUAUGAUAUAGAAACUGUGGAGCUUCAGAAGAAACCAGGGAAAGGCCUUGGCUUAAGCAUUGUGGGGAAGAGGAAUGAUACUGGAGUAUUUGUCUCCGAUAUUGUGAAAGGAGGUAUAGCAGAGACAGAUGGAAGACUGAUGCAGGGGGAUCAGAUAUUAACUGUGAACGGAGAGGAUGUGAGGAACGCUACCCAGGAAGGUGUGGCAGCACUCUUGAAGUGUUCCUUAGGUACCGUAAAGCUAGAAGUCGGAAGAAUUAAAGCUGGGCCUUUCCACUCUGAAAGGAGGACUUCACAGAGCAGUCAAGUCAGUGAUGGCAGCAGUAGUCUUACAUCUUUCAAUUUUCCGCCUGGUUCUUUAGCAGCUGAGUCACUUGAGAAUACCUCCAAAAAGAAUGAAACUCCUGACAUCCAAGGACUACGGACAGUUGAAAUCAUAAAGGGCCCUUCAGAUUCGCUGGGUAUCAGCAUUGCUGGUGGAGUUGGCAGCCCUCUAGGAGAUGUACCAAUUUUUAUAGCCAUGAUGCAUGCAAAUGGAGUUGUGGCCCAAACACAAAAACUAAGGGUUGGUGACAGGAUUGUUAGUAUUUGUGGGACAUCGACUGAAGGAAUUACUCACUCUCAGGCUGUCAGCCUCCUGAAGAAUGCCAUGGGCACAAUCGAGCUGCAGGUUGUGGCCGGGGGAGAUGUGAGCGUGGUCACUGGUCAGCAACAGGAACAUGUGGGCACGGCAGUUAGCUUUUCUGGACUUGCUUCAAGCAGCAUAUUGCAAGAUGAUUUGGGGCCUCCUCAGUACAAGACAAUCAUUCUUGAGAGAGGACCAGACGGACUGGGCUUCAGUAUUGUCGGGGGUCAUGGGAGUCCACAUGGUGACCUCCCCAUUUAUGUGAAGACUGUUUUUAGCAAGGGGGCAGCCUCUGAAGACGGUCGCCUGAACAGAGGGGACCAGAUCAUUGCUGUGAAUGGACAGAGCUUGGAAGGUGUGACUCAUGAGGAAGCAGUUGCUAUCCUGAAGAGGACGAAAGGAACGGUUACGCUUACUGUGCUGUCCUGAGCUCUCUACCGUCACCUUCCAGGGCCCAUUUGUGUCCCCUCAGCACUUUCCCCUGUGAAAGUACAUAAAGUUGUAGGACCCUUACUAUAGGUCAGCCGUGUGUCUGGGAGAAUGUUUACCUAGCUGCUGUCAUUUAACACCCCGAUUUACAUUGCAGAGACAAAUGAGUACGUUACAGCGUAUUCAGCUGAAGGACUCCUGGAGGCCAAGUUCUAAUAGCUCUUUCUUUAACCACAAAGGAAGUUUUUUAAUAGCGUAGAUCUACUAUGCUUAGAACAAAUGUGUGAAGAGCAUGGAACUUGGCAACAGAACAGGUCAAGAGAAUGGCUUUCUCUCCAAAAACAAACAAGCUGUAGAUUACGUCUAUUUUUAUAGUUGCUGUGUUUAACUGUGCUUUCAUGUCUUUUGUACCACUGACUUGCUGCUAUAUGGCCUGUGAACAAAUGAAUGUUUUGCGUUUUAGUGUCUGAGUGUACACUGGAAAAAUGAAGGUUUAUUUUACCAUAAUUUUAUUAUAAAAUCUAUAUUUUCUGUUGGCCAAAAUAGGUUGCAUUUAGAUUUAAGGAUUCCAACUUCUCCU